AACGCGCACAGUUCGCCAGCACGCAGGCGCAACAGUAACCAGAGAGGAAUUUCUAACGCGCCCAAUUAAAUACUCCUACGUACAUAACUGCAUAAAGGCAGACUCAUACAUACACACACAUACAUACGUACAUAUGUAUAUAGGCAGACUCGCAUAUUUCUUUAUACAGACAACUAAGUGCAACGAAAAAAAAAAUAAAAAACAAAAAUCCGCCCUACUGGCACGCGAAUUCGAGUGCAACAUUUUAGCUGUCACGCAUGAAUUUUUAUUAAACACCGCUAAGUGGCUGGUAAAAAAUUGCCGAUAGUUAAGAAGACAAUAAAAACAAAAAAAAACGUAAUACACCAAAACGUUUUUUCAACGAAUUCAACUUCAUAGGCGUUAUUUGAAUUUUCCACUCGAGUGCUCCCUCCACUCAUACCAGACAAGCAACAGCGCAACUGGCACGCCGCAGUGAUCAAUCAGCAACAGUCGUCGAUAAGCAGCAAUCGCAUACGCGUGCGCAUGCGCGUCUAGUGAAAACUCUGUGUACAUUUUCUGCAUUUUUAGCGAAUUUAGCCAGUUUUGCUUUUUAAUUGCCACCGUUUGGCUGCCUGCAAGCAAAACGCGAGGCGAGUGUGAUUGAGCGUGAGAAAGCUCGUUGUGUUUCAAUUUCCAACCAGCCAAGCAGCUUCACAGAGCCGCUGCUGACAUAGAUUCAGUGUGCCGGCAACGCAAACAUCAACAAGAUCAUUGUCGAACGUACAGUUAUUUAGAGACUCGUCUGUAAUUUAUUAUUGCGCUUGUGAAGAAGAAAGAAGAAAGUGAAAUGAAGAUGCGUCUAUUCGUGUCCUGCCUCGUGUUGUUCAGUGUGAUAUGGCAUUGUGUGCUGGCGGCCAGCGCUGCAACUGUGGGCCUCUAUGCGCCCGAUCGCUAUAACGGCAUACCGGAAACAUGUCUUUUGCCCAUGGACUUUGGCUAUUGCCGAGCCAAAGUGAAGCGCUACUAUUUCGAUAUGCGUCGCAUGAAAUGCGCCAUGUUCUACUUUGGCGGCUGUGCGGGCAACGUCAACAACUUCAAAACGUUGGAGGAAUGCAAUCGCGUAUGCCUGGAUGGUUAUGGUGAUUAUGACAGCCCGAAUGAUGUGGUAGCCGUCAACAAAGUAAGCGGACGUGAUUACCGAAGUCGCGGCACUGUGAACAGCAGCAGCAGCAGCAGCAGCAGCAGUGGUAGCAGCGCCACUGCCAGCACCAGCUAUCGCGGUGCCAGCAACAGUAACAAUAGCGGUGGCGGUGGCAGCGGCGGCAGCAUUAAGAAUAACACGUCCGCAACCAGUUUUGGUGGCGGCAUUAGCGCUGUGGAUGCGAGCUACAAGAACAGCUACAACAAGUACAACAGCAACAUUGGCAGCAAUGUAAAUGGCAAUAAUAGCGGGAGCAGCAGCAGCAUUAAUGGCGUGAACAAUAGCACAAAAAUCAUACGAAAUAGAAGUGAUGACAAUCUCGAUGAAUACGAUUACGAGGAGAUUUGAAUGGAGCGCUCGUUGGUCGUAGUGAAACACACAAAAAUAAAACACAAACACAAUACAAAGUAAUUUCCUUCAUGCGCUGCUGCCAAAUAACUUUUUACUAUUUUUUCUAUAUCAUUUUUGUUACAUACAUAAAUAUUUAUGAUAACUAUAAAUUAACUUUGCAAUAUCUCGUUGGUAUGAUGCGCAAAAAAAUUUAAAUAUUGUUUAAUUUCGCGCACCAAACAAAAAACAGAUGAGAAAAUAACGCUAAAAAUAAAUUAUUUUCGACUUUGUA
Anastrepha obliqua is the source of this 1784-nucleotide messenger RNA. RefSeq lists its product as uncharacterized. The coding region runs from base 809 to 1510 and encodes 233 amino acids. The record is from RefSeq and is a predicted model, not a curated record. Gene Ontology annotation, molecular function: serine-type endopeptidase inhibitor activity. The transcript is spliced from 2 exons. NCBI's taxonomy places the organism in Eukaryota, Metazoa, Arthropoda, Insecta, Diptera, Tephritidae.